CUACCGCAGCUCUCCUGAGAGCAUUGAGCAACAAACAACCACCAAAACCACCACGACCACUCUGACCAUCUUCCCUGAAAAACUAUGCAACACGAGGAGCAGAGCACAGACAUGCAAUUUCGAAGAUCCAGCAGUGUCUCAACAAGAAAAUGCCCCACCACAUUCAAUAAAGACCAAAGAUCUCACAAUUACACCUUUUGUUCUCAAACAGAUCUUCAAUAUCCAAACUGCAGUUGCCAUGUGGAUGAUACAAAUGCAGUUCAAAUACAGAAUGAUGCUGGCAUUCAAGCGCACGAAAUCACAAGGUCACAGCUUAAAGAAAAGUCACUGGAGCAGCAGCAGCAGCAGCAGCAAGUAGGAGGUAAUGGAGGAGGAUUGAGCCAUGCAUAUCAGCCCAAAGUGUUUGCAGAUAUCAUUGGGCAUGGCAUGAUCAUUAAGGCAUUGGCAAAUGCCGCACAAAUGAAGAGAAUUUCAACUAUGUAUCUCUUUUAUGGCCCAGGAGGCUCGGGCAAGACGUCAACUGCCAAGAUUUUCAGCAUGGCUCUGAAUUGUAAUUCCACAUCAUAUUCAAAACCCUGCUCUGUCUGUGAUGGGUGCUAUCGGAGUUUGUACACUGCAGAACUAUGCUCUGGGAAGAGAAAUUCUGGUUUUGAGAAGAUAAGGACACUGCUCCAAAGCACCUCUUUUACGGAAACAAUCUCCGGCUACAAAGUGUUUGUCAUAGAUGAGUGUCAUUCUCUGUCCGAAGAUUCAUGGGUUGAGCUUCAGGAUAUUGAAGAGAAGGGACAUGGGAUGAUGGUUUUCAUUAUGAUCACUGAGGAUGCCAGUCUUGUUCCCAGAGGUAUUUCAUCUCGUUGUCAGAAAUUCAACUUCCAAAAGCUCACAGACUCGGAUAUCUCACUGAAACUUGCAAAGAUCGUUGCACAGGAGGGCAUUGAGAUCAAGAAUGAUGCUCUGACACUUAUCGCCAGAAAGGCCAAUGGCAAUCUAAGAGAAGCCGAAAACUUACUUGAUCAGUUGGCACUCUUAGGCCAAAGAAUCACUGCUUCCAUGGUCCAGCAGAUUCUGGGUCUGGCACCACAUGACAAACUAACACAAUUACUUGAGGCGACUUUGUCCGGAGAUAUAAUUGAAGCGAUGAGACGCACAGGAGAGUUGAUUGCAUGCGGAAUCGAACCAAGGACUGUUGUAUCGCAAUUAGCAUCUCUUGUCACAGAAACUCUUGCUGGAAAUUCUUCCUCUUCUAUGCAAGACCAUUCUCAGAUCAGGAAUAGACAACUGAAGAAACUGUGCAACACUUUGAGAACACUCGUUGAAACAGAGAAGCAACUCUUUUCCAAUUCACAUGACCACACUACAUGGGUUAGUGCUGCUUUGUUGCAGAUUGCAUCAGAGGGUAGGUCAAACGGCAUUGCUCCUGAUACUGUGUUAACUGAAUUCACAAAUCCAGCAGAUACGAAUUCUGCACCGAGAAGCAGAUUUGAGCCAACAUCUGUCAGUACGACUCCUUAUUUCAAUCAUGUUGAUGGUUCCACAGACCCAACCUCAGAGAAACGUAGCUCACAUGCGCUAGACCUGCAUACAAAAAUAAAACAUAUUAAUAUGGAGGAAGUAUGGCAUGAUAUACUGGAAAGGAUCGACAACAAAGACUUGGGAGAAUUCUUGCACAGUCAAGCAAAGCUUAUAUCUUUGACUCUUUCAAGAGUCAACGCCAUUGUACAUCUGGUUAUUAUGAAACCAGUUGCCACUGAUAUGUCUGAAGAACUCAUCUCAAAUGCUCUGAAAGAUGCUCUUGGAUGUCCAACUUCAGUGAAUAUAACACAUGAACCUUCGCAGCUUGAAUUUGUGGCUAGAAACUCAGCCACAAAUGAAGGAAAGCAAGUCUUACAAUCCAGCCAUUCCUUACAAAAUAAUGCAUCGGUGCUUUCUAUAUCCAAUACAUCUAGAAGAAGCGUGGACCAUAAAGGUCUCAUACUGAAGAGAAGUGUGAGCCACAAUGCCAAUCCUAUGCCGAGCGGUAAAUUUGCUCCAACAAGAAAGCAGACUAAUUUGCAAAUGUUUGCUUCUGAUCAUUAUCAAAGAAGAGAAAUUGGUCACAUGAUUCACAGAAGCCGCAUACAACCAUUUCCUGACACAAGCAGUAGCUUCAUGGAUGAUGAUAACCGCAAUGGAAGAAAUCAAACUCGUGAUAACUGUCCCAUAGGAGAUGCAAUUGAGAACAAGCACACGUUCCUUUCAAUAACAUCAAUUCCUCAUGCAGAUGCAAGCAUUGAACCUUACAGUCAGGAUUUGUUGUUUGAAGAAGCACAAAUAGAUAGACAACAGCAGGGAAGAAAUUAUUUUUCAAAUUCAAGACAGAAUAGCAACAAUAAAACAUACGGGGGACUGUAUGGUUCUUGGAGUUGCACUGACAUAUUUUGUCCUAAUGAAAAAACAGGGAAAAAGAAACCAAUUACCAAGAAAUAAAUGGAAUGGCUUUCGAAAUUGCUAGUAGUAAGAUGUUUCCUAGUUGUGUGGUGAAGGAUACAUUUAAAAAUAAUGUGGUCAUACAUUUUUUUCUUUUGUAAUUAAAUUUUCAGUAAUAGUAUUUGUGAACAUGAUAUGGCAAUGUAAUU
Molecule: messenger RNA, 2615 nt
Organism: Dioscorea cayenensis subsp. rotundata (Guinea yam)
Lineage: Eukaryota; Viridiplantae; Streptophyta; Magnoliopsida; Dioscoreales; Dioscoreaceae
Product: protein STICHEL-like 3
Exons: 6
Coding region: 85-2466 (793 amino acids)
Biological process (GO): DNA repair; DNA-templated DNA replication
Cellular component (GO): DNA polymerase III complex; DNA replication factor C complex; nucleus
Molecular function (GO): DNA clamp loader activity; DNA-directed DNA polymerase activity; ATP binding
Source: RefSeq, a predicted model, not a curated record